Molecule: messenger RNA, 549 nt
Organism: Necator americanus (New World hookworm)
Lineage: Eukaryota; Metazoa; Nematoda; Chromadorea; Rhabditida; Ancylostomatidae
Exons: 1
Coding region: 1-549 (182 amino acids)
Source: RefSeq, a predicted model, not a curated record
AUGAGAGAUUAUACCAUAUACUGCGGCGGUGCUGAUGAGAAGAAAGCAGGUGGCUGUGCGGUAGCUGUGAGGAACGAUUGCAACAACCUGGUGGAAGAAUUGGGCUCAACGCCGUCUAGAUGCGCCUUCGUACGACUGCGGGGUCGCAGAGGACGUAAACUCUGGAUCGCAAGUGUCCACGUAUCUGCUGAAACUGCUGAGCAGAACAGUAAUGACGCCUUUUACCAUGAAUUCAAUGCGUUGAUGUCUAAAAUACCCAGCCAGCAGGUGGUGAUUGUCGAAAUCGACGCAAAUGCGAAGAUGGGACUCGAACAACAAUCCGAUCUGUUAGGAAAAUGGCAUUAUCCUGCGAAGCGCACGUCGGACAACGGCACGGAAUCAAUCCAUUUGUCGCUAUUUUAUAUCCUGCGAAACCUUACGUCUCGAUUGAAAUGCCUAUUCGCGCCGGAGAUCCUCAAAUCCUCUUUCACCACUUCAGUCCAGAACUUCCGUUUUCGGCCAGUUGGCCUCUUCCACUUGAAUCUAACACACUCUUAUCAUUACUACUAA